UCCCCGUCCAACAUCCCAGCAAUAAACAUCAUCAUCAUCAUCAUGAAAGCCAACCGCGGCGCUAAGAUCGUCCUCCACUGGCUCGAGCGCUCCCGCGCCCAGCGCAUAAUGUGGCUCAUGGAGGAGCUCAACCUCGAAUACACGGUGCAGACAUUCAAACGUCAACCCAACGGCACGGCACCGCCGGAGCUGAAACAGAUCCACCCGCUCGGCAAAUCGCCCCUCGUGUCCGUCACCCCGCCCGAGGCCACCGAGCCCAUGGUUCUGGCCGAGUCCGGGCCGAUCCUGGAGUACUUCCUCGACCACUUCGGGGGCGCCGACACGAGCCUCAUCCCGGCGCGCUACACGCCAGGCAAAGAGGGCAAGCUGGGCGGCGAGACGGCGUCGUGGAUGCGCUAUCGCUAUUUCAUGCACUACGCCGAGGGCAGUCUCAUGUCGCCGAUCCAGGUGCAGUUGAUUAUGAAUGCCAUCAAAAACGCCCCCGUCCCCUUCUUCCUCAAACCAAUCACGGGCCUCGUCCCCGGAAAAGUCAGCAAGGAGUUCCUCGACCAGGAGCUGCGCACGCACUUCACCUUCCUGGAGACCCAGCUGGCGUCGGCGCCCGACGGCGGCCCGUUCCUGUGCGGCGCGCACCUCACCGCCGCCGAUAUCCAGAUGAGUAUCCCCGUCAUCGCGGCGCUCAAUGUCGGGAUGAUUGCCCGCGCCGAGUAUCCCCGUUUGGACGGGUAUUCGGAGAGGUUGCAGGCGCAGGGGGCGUAUAGGCGGGCCGUGGAGAAGAUUGAGGCGUUGGAGGGGAGGCCGUUUGUUGCUAUUUGAAGGGGGGUUGGGUUGGUUUUGUGGGUGGGUUUGGGGUUGAUGUGCUGUUUUGGUGUUGUGGUGUUGGUGUAUUAGGGUUUUAAUAUUGUGGUGAUGGAACUCUUAAUGGGUAUAAUGAAGUUGGGAGUUUCUGAGAGGGUUUGGAGUGUAUAGUAUUUACUGAUAGGCGGGUCGGGUGCCUGUUGGAUUGGGAUGGGAUGUAAGAUAUUGGAUGAACCUGUCCGUCCUAAACAACUGUAGCUUAGCAACGAAUCACAACGAAUGGAUAGCGAC
Messenger RNA from Aspergillus heteromorphus CBS 117.55, 1089 nucleotides. RefSeq names its product glutathione S-transferase. The record is from RefSeq and is a predicted model, not a curated record. The transcript has 3 exons. The coding region runs from base 43 to 816 and encodes 257 amino acids. NCBI's taxonomy places the organism in Eukaryota, Fungi, Ascomycota, Eurotiomycetes, Eurotiales, Aspergillaceae.